GUCAGUUUGUUUGCCAUUCUAAGCCGCAUCGCAUCUGUCAACUGCUGACUACUGGCAAUAAUAGUUAAAUCUCAAAACAUACAUUCCAGACAAAUUAUCAUAUUUAAGACUAGUCAGCAUAGUCUCCGACCUUAGCCUGUUCACAACGGAAAAAAUGUACUAAAAAAAAUCAAAACAUUCACGUGUUGUUUGACAUUUGAUGUACUGAAUUGAAUCGCCUAAAAAAAUACAAAAUUAUCUAUUUUUACAUAGUUAUAAUAACUAAACUUAAUUUUAUACUGUUCCUGACGUUAUUCACUGACCAAAAUUUUAAAGAUACCAAUUGCCUUACGAACUUAGUCAAUAUUUCCUAUAUUGCAAACAGCAGCAACAAAAAUAUGCAGUGAUAAAUGUAAACAAAGGAAAAAAUAUUAUUCUUAUCUGUUUUUUAUAAUACUUCAUUGUCUAUAUAUACGAAGAGAGCCUUAAAUUAUGGACGAAGAACUUAAAGUCCUGAAACAAGGCGCGGAAGCAAAACUCUAUGUAUGCAAAUACUUGGGCCAGCCCACUUUAAUUAAGGAGAGAUUCCAGAAAAAUUAUAGGCACCCAGAUCUCGACGCUACUAUCACGAAAGAAAGAAUAAAAAACGAAGCGAGGUCCAUAGUUCGGUGUAAAACAGCAGGAGUUAAGACACCAUCAUUGUAUUUAGUUGAUUUUCAGCGACGUCGAAUUUAUAUGCAGCAUUUUGAGAACAGUAUAACUGUUAAGGAUUUCAUCAUUAAUGUUGUAAAUUCUGAUCAGAAUAGUAAUGCUGCGAGCACAUUGGAAGCUGUUGCUACCAUGAUAGGCCAUACUGUUCGGAAAUUGCAUGAAAAUAACAUAAUCCAUGGUGACUUGACCACAUCAAAUAUGCUGCUCAUUGAAAGGACCCCAAAUGAUACUGAUAAUGUUUCAAAAUGGCUGCAAAAGGAUAAUUUAGAGUUAGUCAUGAUAGAUUUUGGUUUAUCAUAUGUCGAUUCGAGCACUGAAGAUAUGGGUGUUGAUUUGUAUGUGUUAGAACGAGCUAUAAUUAGUACACAUAAUGAUUUUCCAAGCUUAUUCAAUAAGAUUUUAGAUGCUUAUAUGAAUUACAACAAGCACAAUAAUAUAAAAGAAAUUAUCAAUAAGUUUGAAGAGGUGAGAGCAAGAGGCAGGAAGAGGACUAUGGUUGGAUGAUUUAUAUAAUGUUAAAUAAAUAAAAUAAAUAUUAUUUAU
This is a messenger RNA of Galleria mellonella (greater wax moth), 1233 nucleotides long. RefSeq names its product EKC/KEOPS complex subunit TP53RK (gene Prpk). Gene Ontology annotation, biological process: protein phosphorylation. The transcript has a single exon. Gene Ontology annotation, cellular component: nucleus; EKC/KEOPS complex; cytosol. Lineage: Eukaryota; Metazoa; Arthropoda; Insecta; Lepidoptera; Pyralidae. Gene Ontology annotation, molecular function: ATP binding; protein serine/threonine kinase activity. Bases 472 to 1194 code for a protein of 240 amino acids. The record is from RefSeq and is a predicted model, not a curated record.